Ixodes scapularis (black-legged tick) is the source of this 702-nucleotide messenger RNA. Its product is annotated as transcription elongation regulator 1-like. The coding region runs from base 1 to 702 and encodes 233 amino acids. The transcript has a single exon. The record is from RefSeq and is a predicted model, not a curated record. Lineage: Eukaryota; Metazoa; Arthropoda; Arachnida; Ixodida; Ixodidae.
AUGGUGCGCGAGGAAUUCGCGUCCAUCACGGAUCCCACACCUGCGGAAGCAGCUGCGAUGGUACAAGGACCGGCGCCGAACCCUAAGAAGCGGAACCGAAAUCCCCCUGAAUCACCAGGUCAACCACCCGCCGUCCCGGCAGCUGAGCUCUCCGAUCCCAGCGAGCCCGCGAGUAAAGUAAGGUUGACGGAGCCGCACCCCUUUAAACCCACACCUUCCCUCACACCGCCACCCUCCACACCCCCUGAACCCAGCCCCACAUCAGAAUGCGAGCUUACCCCCCUAAAGGUACAAGCGACGUCAGACCAAACCCUAGAAAAGCUCAGAGAAGAAUCCAACGCCAAGUUGAAGGCGCUCCAAGCAGAGAUGAUGGGUGAGCUUGACAGGCGAGUCUGUGAGCUGGCCAAGGUCAUCCACAAUGACGUACAAGCUCAGAUGCGUAGCUUUGCGGAAGAAAUCAUCUCACAACAAGAGUCUCGCUUCCAGCAGAUCAUACAACCCCUCAUCCAGCCCUUGAUGAAGCAGGUGGCGGAACUCACAGCUCAGUUGCGCCAAGUCGCGCAAUCCAGAAUCACGGUCCCCAUUCCCAACGAGUCCGUGGUCGCCAUCACAAGCAACACCGCACCCACACCAACAACGGUCAACGCGAAAAUCCUGCCCAACCCCACGACCCAGGAGCCCCCUGGCACACCUCAGAUCUAA